Gekko japonicus is the source of this 4440-nucleotide messenger RNA. It is a transcript of the gene UMODL1, whose product is annotated as uromodulin like 1. Gene Ontology annotation, molecular function: calcium ion binding; peptidase inhibitor activity; protein binding. The record is from RefSeq and is a predicted model, not a curated record. Bases 1 to 4440 code for a protein of 1479 amino acids. The transcript has 23 exons. Gene Ontology annotation, cellular component: cell surface; extracellular region. NCBI's taxonomy places the organism in Eukaryota, Metazoa, Chordata, Lepidosauria, Squamata, Gekkonidae.
AUGACAAGGAUCUCAGUGUCUGGAAUCCUCGUUGCUUUUAUCUUCACCUUCUGCACCAGUACGGGACAGGAAAUAGGCAACACUUUCACAGAGAAAGGUCUCUCCUUGCUGGGCUACCAUUUAUGCAAUUAUAGUGUGACCAAGCAUGUGUCUAAAAUGAUUGCUUAUCAAAAGUCAUAUGAGAAGCAAACUCCAUGUGGAGGAUGGAUUCCUUGGAGAGUUUGUACCAAAACUUAUUACAAAGAAGAGUAUCACGCGAUCACAGUCCCAGAGCCUAUGAACGUGACAGACUGCUGUGAAGGAUAUGAACAAGUUGGUCUCUAUUGCUCUUUACCCCUAAACAGAUCCAGUGAAUUUGCCUCAACAUUUGGAGCCUGCCCAGAGAAAGUAGAAGAGUUAAAUGCUUCCUGUACUAUUGAUAAGGAUUGUCCAGAACGUCAAAAAUGCUGUAAGACAUCUAAAGGAAUGGGUUGUUCAGACCCUGUCCCUGAAGCCCUAAACAGAUCCAGUGAAUUUGCCUCAACAUUUGGAGCCUGCCCAGAGAAAGUAGAAGAGUUAAAUGCUUCCUGUACUAUUGAUAAGGAUUGUCCAGAACGUCAAAAAUGCUGUAAGACAUCUAAAGGAAUGGGUUGUUCAGACCCUGUCCCUGAAGAGCAAACAGUGGCAACAUAUUGGUAUAAUGUGUCAGUCCUGGUGAAAAUGGAUUUCAAAGAAUUAAUCAGAGUGGAUCCAAGACUUCUGGAACAUUCACGCCUUUUGCACUCUAUGAUCACUGGAGCUUUGUGGCCCUUAAAUGUCUCCGUGUACCACAUCCAAACUACUCAAGCAGAACGCUAUGCUGAGACAUUAACAUCUCAGGCUCUGAUUGGCCUGCAACAGCCUAUUCCAUUGGUGAACCUAUCAUAUUUGUUGAAGGACAUUGUGAUGCGAGUGUAUGAAGUUAUUGACAUAGAUGUACAAGGCUUAGAUUCACCAGAUAUUCUGUUCAAAACUAGCAAUACUUCUGCUUUAAUUACAAAUUCAACAAGUGUGUCACAAAAAACUGGCAGAUCAAUAGAUUCCAAAUGCUAUCCUUCUGCCAUUAUGGAACACAAGAUCUUCGGUGUUACUAGCAGCAGUUUUGAAGUAUCUUGGAGCGUAGAGCCUUUGCUGAACCAUACAUUCCAAAUAGAGGUGUACAAAGGCAAAGAGUUGAUUCAAGAAAUGGAAACCACCAAUAUGACACUGGAUGUGUUUGGACUGCAAGCAGGCACAAUCUACACUGUGAAUAUCAGCUAUGAAGCUUGUGGCAAAACCAUUGCAUCACAUAGAAGAUUGAAGACUGAUGCCUUGUUAUUUGGUGUUACAAUAAGGAUCCUGAACUAUAACUUCACAGAGCAGUUCUUAAACACUAGCACCAAAGAAUAUCAGAGAUUCUUCAGCAUUUUUAUGACAGAGAUUGAAAAAUCAUUUCCUUCAAAUCUGCUUGCAUUGUACAAGAUGGGGAAACUGAAAGUGCAAAUGGACUCUAUUAAAGCUGGAAGUGUUAUUGUGAAGCUUAAAAUGAUAAUAGAAGACCCACAGUUUCCAAAAGACUUGUCUGCGUUUGACCAGAUGAUUUCAUCAGUGCACAAAAGUUCAGUGCUUCAGGUUGACCCACAGAGCUCCAUCGUGGAAGACUGGGAUGAAUGUGCUCAUAGGACAGAAAAUGACUGCUGUGUUUUUGCAGAAUGUAUCAAUACAAUAGGCUCGUAUGUGUGCAGAUGCAGGACAACCACAGAUGCCAAUCCCACCCGACCUGGGAGGAACUGUGAAGGUGAAAUCGUAGAUCCUGUUUCAGAAAGGAUACCUAUAUUUGAAUCUGAAGGACUGCCUGUGACAAGUGUCAGUUCUCUAUAUGAAGCAGAAAUAAGGACGUUGACUUCUAAGCACAAUAAGGCAACUGCUUUACCUCUUGUACUGCGAUCAAGUGGCGCUCAAGAGUCAAACACCUCUACAACAGACAAAAUGGUACCAGCAUCACAGAAUGUCAACGCUUCUGAGUCUGACAGAAGUAAUAGCACUCUGAGCAUCUCUGAAACACCACCUCAGGUAACAGAGAAGUGGGCGAGCAUAACUACACCAAGUGAAAACUUAGCUGAACAGAGAUCAACUACUCAAGACCAGCAUGGCUCUUCUUUGUCAAUAUUGCCCGCAGAAUCAAAUAUCACAGUUUAUGCUCAAGGCAAUGAGUCAUUAGGAGAGACAAGCACAUCUGGUCUCUUACCUGAAGGAAAUACUUGGAAAAUUCCAACUUCAGCCCGGUAUGUUACAGAACACCCUACACUUCUGAAUCAUACAAUUGAGAAGAAAAUGGGAACAGGCAACAGCUCUUCAUCAGAGAAAAAAUCACGUUCAUUGUUGCCAGCUUCUUCCGAGGAGCCGUCACCAUCUUCUACCACAAUUGGCUCCCCAGCCACAAACUGUAGUGGAUUUCUUGCUAUGUCUUCCCAUGUGGAAGGCUCAGGGCCUCUUCCAGUUGAAAGGACUGUUUUUUCCAAUGUCACCAGUACUGGCUUUCACGUUGUCUGGUCUACAAACUAUACACAGAAUCCUGAUUUCCAGUUUCUGCUGCUUGAUGGAGAAAAGCUUAUACAGAAGGUUAGGACCCGGAGCAGCAACCUGACUGUUUCUGGACUGGAACUGGGGGUCCUGUAUACUGUUAAAAUAGAGACAGAGGUUUGUGAAAAGAACAGUAAACCAGCACAGUGGAAAAUAAAGACAGCUGCCCAGAAAUUUAGUGGAACAGUCAGGAUAACAAAUCUGAACUAUAGUUCAGGGUUCAGCAAUUCAAGUAGUGAAGAGUACCGAAAUUUUACACAUCUGUUUCUCACUGAGGUUCACACCCAUCUGCCCCUUUAUAUUCUUCAACAAAUGGACGCUGGGGCAAUUAAACUGUUGAUAACAAGUGUUUCUAAUGGAAGCAUAGUUGUGCAUUUUGAUCUCCUGGUAGCAACAAACAUGGAUGCAAGCAAUGUUUCUAGAUCUUUUCUUGAUGCUUUUCAACACAGCCACUGUUUCAUAAUUGACAACAGCAGUCUCUCCAUACAUGAUUAUGAUGAGUGUGACAGUGAAGAAACGGAUUGUUCUCCUAAUGCAUCUUGCAGUAACACUUAUGGAUCUUAUGAAUGCAGCUGCAAAGAAGGAUUUUCCAAUAAAAUGAGCAAUACGUUUUUUUCUAUCUGUGCUGCUGCAGAUAUUCACAGAAAACACCAGAACAGCAUGGUUGUGCCCUCGAUAUAUUCAAAUACUUCUACCAAUAUGCCUGCAUUGGACAAAGAGGAUUCUUCCAGAACCUUAGCAAAUACAACUUCUGGCACAGCAGUUACUAAAGUACCUACACAACCAAGACUGAGUGACCAUAGUUCUGCCCAAGUCUCUUCCUUGCCUGUCACUAAAUCAGUCCAGAAGCUUUCCAUUAAGAAUGCAGUUCGAGUGGUAUGUGAGAUUGAAAAAGUUGUCAUCACUAUUCAGAAGCUCUUUCUGCAGCAGGAGGCUAUUCCAGAAUCCUCUUUGUACCUAGGAGAGCCGCACUGCAAUGUAAGCAUCAGCAAUUCCAGUCAUGUCAUCCUUCGGACUGGAUGGAAUGAAUGUGGAACUGAAGUGCACACUAAUACAACGCAUACCAUAGUGAAAACGGUUCUUCGGAAUGAUAUGUCUUCCCUGGGGGUCAUCCAUCACUUAAAGGUUGUUGGUCCAGUUCAUUGUAUAUUUCAGAAUGAUCUCUUGACUUCAUCUGGAUACACUCCGGAGGGGGUUUACACCAUUUUUGAAGAUUUACAUGGAUCAGGACACUUCUUAACAGAGAUGCAGCUCUUCAUUGGAAAUUCUCUAAUUCCCAAAAACUUCAGCAUCUCUGCUAGCGAUGACAUAAUGAUUGAAGUGGGAAUUCGGAAAGAGGACAGCAAGCUCAAGGUGGUUGUCAGUGAAUGUUGGGCAACUCCAAGUAAUAACUCAAUGGAUCUUAUAUCGUUUCCUUUUAUCCAUGGCAGUUGUCCAGUUCCAAACACACAUACUGCUAUUACUGCAAAUGGGAUCUCCAGCAAAGCCCAAUUUAAGCUGAAAAUCUUUUCCUUUGUGAACAACUCUGUGGUUUACUUACACUGCAAAAUCCAUAUUUGUGUGGAAAAUCUGGGAAGCACUUGCAAGACGAACUGCAAAGGUGUCCGUUCUUGGAGGACUGGGGAAACUAUUGCAACGCCCCAUACAUCCUGGGGGCCUCUGCGGAAAGCCAGUGAUGAUUUAAAUGAAGAAAAGAAGCCUGGUUUAGGAGUAGGCUAUAUUGUCCUUAUUGUCAUUGGUGUAUUUGUUCUUGCACUGGGAAUAGUCGCUCUUUUGGCUUUCCGAUACCAACGAAAGGCUGGAGAAUAUAACUUCCAAAUCAAGUCUGACAAUUUUAGCUACCAAGUGUUCUACGAGUGA